Molecule: messenger RNA, 1247 nt
Organism: Trichobilharzia regenti
Lineage: Eukaryota; Metazoa; Platyhelminthes; Trematoda; Strigeidida; Schistosomatidae
Source: the annotation of a GenBank genome assembly
CGUAAAAACGAUAUCCUCACUCAAAAGGCUGUGAACUUGAGGGUCAUCGUAUAUCCGCUAGGCGGGCACUUUGAGAUGAAGGUCGUUCCGCAGUCUAAAAUAUUUUUAAAACAUGGCAAUACAUGGCUAUUUCGGUGUUUCCCUACUCACUUUUACCUAAGUAAAACUUCUACAUACUGCUUACGCACAAAGACUUUCUCAAACUCCUCCAAUGAGAAUGUAAGACAAAGUUGUUUACAGUACAACACUUCAGGAGCGAUUAGGUUUCUUCACUAUCCCAAAUAUGAUAACAGUCUCUCGUAUGGCACUCACUCCGUUUAUUGUCAAUUCCAUUUUGAAUCAAGAUCUGAGUACAGCUUUAGGUCUCACUGCAAUAGCUGGUGUAACUGAUGUGCUAGAUGGAUUUAUAGCAAGAAAUGUACCACAUCAAAAGUCUAACAUUGGUAGCUUACUGGAUCCUUUAGCUGAUAAAGUCCUUGUGACAUCUUUGGUUUUAUCGUUGACUGUGAUGAAGCUGUUUCCAAUUAGUCUGACUUGUCUUUUUAUCCUGCGUGACGUUGGACUAAUAGCUGUUGUGUUUGCAGCAUUUCUCCGGUAUUCCCUUUCAGCUAGUCCUGUGACUUUCACUCGGGAGGUUGAGAUAAAAGCAUCCAAUAUCAGCAAGCUGAAUACACUUUGUCAGUUAUCAAGCGUUAUAUUUAGUAUGACGUAUCCAUUGUAUGGAUUCCCUAGUUAUGAAUAUUUACAGGCUGUUUGGCUGUUAUCCGCUGGUACUACAAUUGCCUCUGGUUUCGGUUAUUUACAAAGUCUGCCUGAAUGGCGAAGGCGUAUAGCACAGAUAUCUCACAAAAAACAACCCUAAGUAGACUGUUUUGUAUUCUAUUAAAUAUACAUUGUGUACCUAUCUAUUUAUUUAUUUAUUUUUUAAACGAACGAAAUAUAAACUUAAAACGUAUUUAGUGUUGCUUUGCAUUGUUAAUCAAUUUCUUUAUUGAAGGUGGUUAGUAUAAAUAUGCAAUGUCUCUAUAUUUGUGUGACGUUGUGGCGCAUUGGUUUAAACGGUUAACUUCCAACAACUGAGUCAUGGAUUCGAACACUACGUAGAGGGUGAGAGAAAUUCGUCAAAUCAAUUGAGCAUCAGCCGUUUCACCUUCAGCGAUCAAUAUAUUUAUGUUUGCUGAUCAAGGCACUCUACUCGAACUCAUGCAACCAGGUGACAGGUUACGGCGAGUUAUCGUCUGAAUUGG